CAAAACGUUUCACUUUCAUUUUGCUUUACAUGAAAGGUGAUAGACUCAAGCUGUAGACCUGUACUGCUCUGUGACCCUGGCUCAACGCACAGCCUGCUUGUCUGAAAGUGUCAACGAUUUCAAAGGGGAGAAAGAAAUGUCUCAUGAUGAUGGACCGAGUAUGUUCCAAGACCAGCUGGCGGAGAAGGUCCGGCCCUUCAUAGACUUAGUAGACGACAUGAGAUCCAUAGGGAUAGAUAAGGAGCUGCCACUGCCAACCAUUGCUGUGGUGGGAGACCAGAGUUCAGGAAAGAGCUCUGUGCUUGAGACCCUUUCUGGGGUGGCGCUGCCCAGAGGAACUGGUAUUGUCACCAGGUGCCCACUGCUACUUAAACUCUGUAAAGACAGGACAGUGAAAUGGGAGGCUGUCAUCUCAUACGGAGGGAAAGUCUUUGAAUUUGACGAACCUUCAGAAGUUGUUAGACAUGUUGAACAAGCUCAGAACACGUUAGCUGGAAAGGGAGUGGGGAUAUGUGAAGACCUGAUCACUCUAAAGAUCACAUCCUCCACGGUGUGUGACCUCAGUCUGAUUGACUUACCAGGGAUCACCAGGGUGGCUGUGAAAGGACAACCUGAAGACAUUGGAGUCCAAAUCAAUAAUCUCAUUUCGAAAUUCAUAAAGAAUAAGAGAACCAUUAUUUUGGCGGUGGUACCAUGUAAUGUUGACAUAGCAACAACAGAGGCUCUGAAAAUGGCACAACAAGUGGAUCCUGAAGGCACAAGAACUCUGGCCAUUCUGACAAAGCCAGACCUGAUAGACCCGGGAGCAGAGAAGAAUGUGUUGGAAAUUGUCCACAAUAGAGUCAUCUUUCUCAGUAUGGGCUAUGUCAUUGUGAAAUGUCGUGGUCAAAAGCAAAUUGAUGAAAACAUGUCAAUAGCCCGUGCGAUUGAGGAGGAGUUGGAAUUCUUCCGAAAACAUGAGCACUUCAGAUCCCUCGUGCGUGAGGAGAAGGCAACCACCAAGUGCCUAGCCAAAAAGCUCAGCAAUGCACUGGUCAAACAGAUCAAGACUUAUCUGCCCCAGAUGUCAGAGAAGAUAAAGGAGCAGCUGGGGGAGGUAAAGCAUUCGUUGAGUAAAUUAGAGGGUGGGCCUCCCCUUGAACCUGAAGAGAAGAGGAAGUACCUCAUUCAGGUCAUAACAGAUUUCAAUGAGCAGAUUACCCAACUGUCCAAAGGGGAUAUUAUCGUUGAGGAGAAUCUAUUUGAGCUCAUGCGAAAGGAAUUUACACAGUGGAUGAAAUGUCUCAAACAUGCCAAAUCACAUUACCACGAAGUAGUGCAACAAGUGGUGGAUGAAUAUGAUCAGGAGCACAGGGGAAGUGAGCUGCCAGGAUUCAGUAACUACAGGGUAUUUCAACAUGUUGUUCAGAAACUAGUGGCUGAACUUAAGAGACCAGCUAUGACGACACUACAGACAAUCAGAGACAUGGUGCAAAAGCAAUUUGAUCAUUUGUCCAGAGAGAGCUUUAAAAAUUAUCCUUAUCUUCAUCUGGUCUCAAAGAAAAACAUUGAAACAAUCCAGGAAAAGCAGUCAAACAUAGUGAAGGAGAGGAUCGUGGAGCAGUUUGAGAUGGAGAUGCAGGUCUACACACAGGAUGAAAUCUUCAACAAACAGAGUCAAAAGGAGGGAACGGCAGAAGGCUCAGAUCACGACACCAGGAGCAAGUACCCUGGGCUGCUCAAGGCAUACUAUGAGAUUGUGGUGCAAAGACUGGCUGACCAGGUACCCAUGCUGAUCCGUUACUUCAUCCUGAAGCAGUCAGCCAAGAUUGUGUGCAGUGAAAUGCUGGAUCUGCUACACAGAGAUGACACUGAUAACAUCCUACAGGAGGAUUCAGAGAUCGGACAGUAUCGUGCAAAGUUGCAGGCCCAAGCGGAUCGCCUUCUACUGGCCAAUGACAAAAUCAGCAGCCUCUGAGAGAAACCAGAGGUCGGCCGGAAAUGUAAAAGGUUGUGGGACCAAGCGGAUCUUCUUUGACUGGCCAAUGAGAAGCGGAUCACCUUGGACUGGCCAAUGAGAAGCGGAUCACCUUGGACUGGCCAAUGAGAAGCGGAUCACCUUGGACUGGCCAAUGACAAGCGGAUCACGUUGGACUGGCCAAUGACAAGAUUAGUAGACUGUGGUUGACAAUUUGUCAAUGCAGAAAUUCUGAGAUGUAGCCAACAAAGCAAUAAUUAUACCUACAUUUUAUCAGCAUACAGGACAUUUUAUAUGUUGGGCAUCUCUACAUUUGAUCAAAAAUGUAUUUAAAAGAAAAUUAUGUGACAGUUGUAUCAUCACAUAUCUGCAUUGUGUUUUAUGUUUUCAUCUCAAAAUGUACUGAGGAAAUAUGUGAAGAUGGUUGAUAAUAUUAUUUAAAGUGACAAUCAAAAUGAAUGUUGUAUCCAUUUUCUGAUUGGUCAGAGCAGAUCAAUGUUGAGAAUAAUUGUAUAAUGGCAUUAUAAUAACUUGAUGCCUGUUUUAUUAAACGUGUUGAGGAUCAG
This is a messenger RNA of Oncorhynchus kisutch (coho salmon), 2523 nucleotides long. Its product is annotated as interferon-induced GTP-binding protein Mx. The record is from RefSeq and is a predicted model, not a curated record. The transcript is spliced from 15 exons. Gene Ontology annotation, cellular component: plasma membrane; microtubule; cytoplasm. NCBI's taxonomy places the organism in Eukaryota, Metazoa, Chordata, Actinopteri, Salmoniformes, Salmonidae. Gene Ontology annotation, biological process: defense response to virus; receptor internalization; synaptic vesicle budding from presynaptic endocytic zone membrane. Gene Ontology annotation, molecular function: GTPase activity; microtubule binding; GTP binding. Bases 137 to 1957 code for a protein of 606 amino acids.